Cryptococcus deneoformans JEC21 is the source of this 2407-nucleotide messenger RNA. RefSeq lists its product as hypothetical. The record is from RefSeq and is a predicted model, not a curated record. The transcript is spliced from 8 exons. Gene Ontology annotation, cellular component: preribosome, small subunit precursor; nucleolus; 90S preribosome. Gene Ontology annotation, biological process: endonucleolytic cleavage in 5'-ETS of tricistronic rRNA transcript (SSU-rRNA, 5.8S rRNA, LSU-rRNA); endonucleolytic cleavage in ITS1 to separate SSU-rRNA from 5.8S rRNA and LSU-rRNA from tricistronic rRNA transcript (SSU-rRNA, 5.8S rRNA, LSU-rRNA); ribosomal small subunit export from nucleus. Lineage: Eukaryota; Fungi; Basidiomycota; Tremellomycetes; Tremellales; Cryptococcaceae. Bases 27 to 2357 code for a protein of 776 amino acids. Gene Ontology annotation, molecular function: RNA binding.
CACCAUAAGCCGGAAUCACCUUUGAAAUGCCCAAGGAACAUAUCAGGAAGCGGGGAAAGAGAAAGACAAAGGCAAACGACGACCCUCCCCUCCAGCCCACCACCGAUGUCUCAGAACCAGAGCCCUCAGUCUCCACAGGUAUCCAUCCAGCCAGAGCUGCUAUGCUUGCUGGGCAAUCCAUUCCUGUGCAGACUCAUUCUCCGUCUCAAGAUACUCAACUGGAGGACAGUGAACGGGAGGAAGCCGACCAAACUCAGUGGAUUAGAGGGCCUAGAAUGGAGUCUGAAUUCCCUUUCGGAGUCUUGGAUCCGGACGUCAAGGCUUAUUUCAAGAGCAUAGAAGAGCAGAUCAAGGAUUGGGAAGGAGUGUCUUCCGCUGGAGAGGAACGUGAAGACCGCCAAAAUUUUCUGUCCUCUGUCCUUUCUGAACUUCGAGGGCAUGAGCUUUCAGCUGCAACCGACCCUGAAACUUCUAUCAUCCUCGAACGUAUUAUGCCCUCCUUAAGUGACUGGGGUCGUAGAGUUAUUGGUGACUCUUUUGGCGACAAAUGGGAAGAACUCAUCCGGCACAGGUUUGGAAGUCACGUAGUCCAGACGUGGAUGACUCUGGCAGCUGAUACGUUGGAUCGCGAAUCCAAAGACAUUUGGCCUCCUCAACAGGCCAAGCAAGACCCCCUGGCAGGCCGACUGCCAACCAUGACAUUACUAUUUUCUUCGGUCAUUACCACCCUGCUUCCAUCAGUUCAUCUACUCAUCUCUUCCCCUUAUGCAUCCCCGCCCAUCCGUCUCCUCCUGCUCAUCCUAACGCCUCGCCGGGUUCUUCCAGCUCUUGGAUCUGAGAGAAGUGCAAACGAAGGCCUGAUUCGAAGCAAAAAGUCAGACAAGUGGAGAAAGAAUCAAGAGGUCAAAGGGAAGAGUAUCCUUGGCGAUGACCAGUCCACCGCCCAGUCGUCAAACCGCGCUCUACCGGAGGAUCUUCGGCUAUGUAGGAAGGAGAUACGCCAAGCCCUUAUGGAAGGUCUUGGUGAGGCAGAAUGGAAGGCCAUGGGGGUUGAUGCUGUAGGCUCCCCAACUGUCCAGCUUAUUCUUGAGUUUGAAGUGGAUGAGGGGGAUGCAGAAAAACAAGGAUCUUUGUUUGAUGUACUCACUGAGGGUAUUGUAACUCAAAUCUGCUCCAACGAUCAAUCAGUUUUCGAAGCUCGACCAUACCUUCUUUCUCUGAUCACGACACAGACUGGCACUCGCUUGAGCGAGUGUAUUCUGUCUCUAGCACCGCAAAAGGUAUUUGAUGCCAUUUGGAGCACCUAUUUUGAAGGGAAAUUGGGUAAACUUGCAGGUCACCCUUACGCCAACUUUGUGGUGGCAAAAGGAGUCUCUAGAUUGGAGCUGGAUAAGAUAGAAAAGUUGAUUGAAGAGGUGUUGGGGAAUAGUGGUGGUAGAGGAUUGAUCAAGGCUGCAAGAACAAGCGUUGUACAAGCCCUUGUAGAUAGAUCAUUGGUUCUUACGGACAGCCAGAGAGCAGUCUUCGACCUCAUCAAAUCAUGUUUGGAACUUCCUCAUGACAAGCAUGCUUUCCUCGUACCUUGUCUUAUGGUUCUUAAGACAUUCCCUAUGUACCAGGCCAUUUUAGCGGGUGAAAAAACGACCUCUCCCGAGCCAGCAGACGAAAACAUGGCAGAUGAUGACGUUCAAGCCGAGGCCUCGUUCGCGGCGGCCGCUCGUUUGUCGGCGUGGCAGAAUAGAAGGAGUGCAAAGCCUAAAGAUGAUUUGGCCCCCAACAUGCAAGGAUGCUUAAUUCUGCAAGCAAUGGUCGGGAUGGAGCAAGUGAAUGAGAUCUUGCUCGAAAGCUUGAUUUCUCUUCCCAUUGAUUCAAUCAUCGCAUACGCCAAAUCACCGAUUGCCUCCCAUCUGCUUGAUAAAGUCUUUUUAGAGCGUUCGGUCCCUCUCAAGUACAAGAAAAAGAUGAUGAUGAUGUUCAUGAAGUCAUAUAAAGAGUUGGUGGAAGACAGAUUGGGUAGUCGAGUUAUGGAUACGAUUUGGGAACAAGCGGAUGGGUAUAUGAAAGAAAAAAUAGCUCGCUCAUUAAUACCUUUUGUGACCGAAUUAGGGGGUUCACAGUAUGGUAAAUUCUUCAUUCGCCGGGCCGAUAUUGUGUUGCUUAACCGUCGCCCGGAUGAAUGGCGAGAAAAGGUUCUGUCAGUAAGACAUCAUUUUGCUCAUCAAAAGGAGGCGUCUACUCCGUUCGUUGGACCGAGAGACGACGUUAUAAAAAGGAAAAAAGAAAAGGACGAGAACGAUGAGAUUGAUAGAUUAUUCGAUAGCAUGGAUACAAAGAAAAAGCGCAGAAUUCAGAAAUAGAUGAUACUGUGCCAUGGAGUCCGAUGCAUAUUUACUGUGAUGAUACAACA